UGCGGCUGUGAUGCCACCAAGUCAACCACUGAUUCCUGCGAUCAGCUGACUGGUCAGUGUCAGUGCAGAUCAGGCUUUGGAGGCCGAACGUGUACAGAGUGCCCUGAUAAUACGUACGGAGACCCUCUGAAAGGCUGCCAACCCUGUGACUGUGAUGCCAGUGGAACCCUCCCAGGAGUUUGUGACAAGCAGUCAGGAGUCUGUUUGUGCCGACCGGGCGUCUCUGGAGCUCGCUGCGACUCCUGCAGUCCUGACCGCUGCGACUCCUUCCCUGACUGUGAGAUGUGUCCCUCCUGCUUCUUCAACCUAAACACUCAGCAAAAGAAUCUCAGGUCGGUCCUGUUGAGACUUGCUUCCAGAUUAUCAUCUCAGUCUGGAGGCGCUGCUGACUUUGGGCCCCGCAUCAGUGACCUGGAGGCCAGUUUGAAAAUCAUCCAGAACUCCAUGUCCCUCUCACCCAUCACUGAUACACGUGAUGCUCUUUCUAAGCUGAAGAAGCUCAGGUACCAGGUUGAUAAUGACCUUUCACCCCACAAAACUCCUGGUCUGGACUCUGAGCUGGACAAACUGCAGGACCUGCUGGAAAGCUUCACUCUGGUGUACAAUGCCAAGAAAGCUGUCACAGAGAACUCUAUCAGUCCCAACAAUAUAGGGGCAUUUACUGCCAUCAGCAACGCCUACGAUAACUCGACAGAUGCCACCAAAAAAGUUGAGGCCGGGAAAAAUACCAUAAAGGAAUCAACUGAUGUCCGAGAAAAGACUGAGGACAUUCAGAGCAAAGUACAGCCAGCCAACACCAGAGAUCUGGACAAACUGAACAACAGCAUGGCCUCCCAACCCAACCUCACUCCUGUUGCCAGACAAGUGUGUGGCAGUGUUCACUCUGAGCCCUGCACACCUCUCCAGUGUGAAAUUGGAGAUUUGUGCACACCAGUGGGAGAUGCACCCUGUGAAAAGGGGGGAAAGUGUGUGGGCGCUCUGCCUCUGAGCAAGAGGGCAGACGCUGAUGCCAAGGAUGUGAAGGAAGGACUCGACAAACUCUCUGGGAGGAUCACCGACGCUGCAGAGAAGCUGCAGAAAACACAGGAGAUGACCAAUCAGGUGAGGCAGUCUACAGAGAAGCUGUCCAGUAAGCUGCAGCAGGCCAGAGAUGAACUCGAAGACGACCUAAAUGAGACACGCAGCGUUGUGAAAGAGCUCAAAGACUUCCUGUCAGACCCAUCCGCUAACCUGACCCAUGUCCAGAAGGUGAGUGACUGGAUCCUGAAUGCCAAGCUGCCCCCCAGAUUGGCAGGGCUUAAAGGGAAGCUGCAGGAGCUGAAGGAUCUGACAGCCAAUCUACCAGACAGCACAGCAGUGCUGAGGGAAGCUGAGCCACAGUUAGAUGCAGCCAAGAAACUGCUGCAGGAUGCUCAGGAUGCCAGGGACACAGCACUGGGUGUGAAGGCUGAUGUUGAUGGGCUGCUGGCAGGCUUCAGCUCAGUGAGCCCUUCCCUUGCUGAGCUGGAAGACAAAUUGCAAGACAAAAUGGAUGUCAUAGAGACCUUGAAUAACAACCUUACUAAGGCCAAAGACCAGCUGGUGCCAGCAGAGAAGGCUCUGGACGAUGUAUCAACACUGAUAAAGCCAAUGAAACCCCAGCUGGAUAAGCUGAAAGACCUGCUGCAGGAUGGAGGUCAGCUGGCUGAAGAUGCACGGGAAAAUGCAGAAAAAGCUGACAAAGAAGCAGCUGCUGGAAAUCAGGACCUGUUGACUUUGGAGAAGCACCUUGACAGUCUUAAAGAGAAAGGUGUUCCCAGGACAGAUGAUGAGACGGAGCCAGCGGGGGAUCGACUGAACAAACUGCAGCAGGAUGCUGGAGCUCUGGCUAACAUAACCAAAAACAUGCUGCAGGCUCUAGAUGGAAAAGCCGACUCCAUCCAAAGACUGCAGGACGAGAUAGUUCAGAAGUCAACGAAGCUUGAACAGCUCGAUGUCGAUCUUAAAACACUUCUGACACAACUCCGUAAGAAAGCCGACGACCUCAGUGCCUGCCAGGGCUGAGUUGACAUGUAGCAGUGCAGUUAGUAUGUAACUGUAACACUGUCUGAGGAAUUCCAACCAUUUUUAUACAUGCUCUCUAUUUGAAAGACUCAAGAGUAAUUGGACAGUUUUCUGACAGGCAGUUUCAUGGCUGCAUGCGACUUGUUGCUCAUUAAAAAGCUGAAAGAUCUGGAUUUGAUUCCAAAUGAUAAAUUUAUAUUUAGUGGCUGUUCACAAGAACUAUGAGCUCCGAGAUAAAUAAGUGGAGGCUGUCAUUAAAACUCAAAAUAUAUCAGACAGAUAGAUUAGAAACAAUAAAACCAGCUCACAUAUUUAAAAUUAUGUGUUUAUGUUUUAGACAAUGUAAUUCCUGCGCAGGUGAAUAACAGCAUGAAAGACUUUGAUUGUUUAACUGAAAUACCCUGUGAUGGUGACCACAGACACCAAAUUAACUUCAGCGUGUACAGGUUACUCAGACCUGCGCUGUACCAGCUGCCUUCGAAUCAGAAACAUACAACAAGCUUUAAUGAAAAUGAAUUUCAGCAUCAUGAACACCAAAUUUUGAGCUGAUUUUUUUGGUCCUAUUUGAAUGUAACCUUACCCUGUAUUUGUGUCAGUCACAUCUCUGAUGGUUGUCUCAUGGUUUCUAGAGUCAUUGCUGCCUGUAUAUUUAUCACUAAUCUGCAAUUUGUUUCAACAAAGUUUCAUGUUCACAGCAACACCGCAUUACUACAUUUUUCCAAAGUGGAUAAAGGCUGAAUGUUCCCUUAUUUACUGAUCUGAAUCUGUUGUUCAUGCAUAACAAACAGGAACACAACAGGUUUAGUGAGGAAAUGGUUGCUUGUUUUAAAUGCCUGUAUUUAAUUGUUUCUUUAAUUUAAAAAACUGUAUUUCACUACAUUUGUGGAAUAAAAUCUAUUCUUUAUACCAA
Messenger RNA from Oreochromis niloticus (Nile tilapia), 2953 nucleotides. RefSeq names its product laminin subunit beta-3. Gene Ontology annotation, cellular component: laminin trimer. The record is from RefSeq and is a predicted model, not a curated record. Gene Ontology annotation, biological process: substrate adhesion-dependent cell spreading; axon guidance; tissue development. NCBI's taxonomy places the organism in Eukaryota, Metazoa, Chordata, Actinopteri, Cichliformes, Cichlidae.